Lepisosteus oculatus (spotted gar) is the source of this 1768-nucleotide messenger RNA. RefSeq names its product ankyrin repeat domain-containing protein 9. The record is from RefSeq and is a predicted model, not a curated record. NCBI's taxonomy places the organism in Eukaryota, Metazoa, Chordata, Actinopteri, Semionotiformes, Lepisosteidae. Gene Ontology annotation, molecular function: protein binding.
AGACGCGCGCCGCUGCAGUGAGGCGCCCGGCCGCUCAGCUCGGAGCGCGAGCGACUGUGCGCGCGCGUGUCGCUGAGUCAGGGCGCGCCUCCUCGUGGACGUGUCAGAGGACAUCCGUGAGUGUAGCAUGUAAUACCGGCCAAAAGCACCGCAGCGAAGCCAUAACCGAAUACCGAAGUGUCUUUGGCUAUGUUUGUUUUUUAACCCCGGCGGAGAGAGAUAUUUCCCCAUCCAAUUUUUUUAAUAUCUAAGAAUAAAAGCGCCACCUUGUCCUUUUGCCUUUCUCUGCUCGAUCAUGUCUAAGAAUAGCAAUGGGAAACCGGAGAGGCAGAGAAAAGGCAGCCAGGAGGACAACAGGGAGCACAGGAACCUCUCCUAUCUGUUCUACCAAGCCGUGCGAGACCACAAGCCCGUGUGGAUGCUGGAAGACAUGCGGAAUAUGGAGAUGUUUUACUGGGAGGAGGACGUCAGCCAGAGGUCGUACUCGCCCUCGGAGGCGCUGCUGUACGCUGUGGUCCAUGACCACCAUGCCUAUGCCCACUAUCUGCUGAGUCACUACCUGGAGAAGGCGCUGGAGAUGCCAGGUCAGCGUUUCUGCUGCUGCGCGUCCUCGGCGCCGCACCUGGCCAUGGCGGUGCGCUACGACCGGAGGGACAUCCUGGCGCUCAUUCUGCAGGUGGUGCACCGGCUGCCCAGCCUGCGGUCCUACGUGAACCGCCGGGACUGCUUCCACCUGGAGGACGGCAAGACCCCCCUGCACCUCGCCUGCGAGCUGCUGCGCUCCGAGGCCGUCGUCCUGCUGCUAGGCAACGGCGCGUCGCCGCACGCGGAGGACCACAAGGGCAUGACCCCGCUGGACGUCAUCCUGGAGCAGCUGUGCGACUCGAAGGUCAACCUCGGGCCCAAGAAGCUCUGCCUCGACAACCUGCUGAUGUUCAUGCCCGAGGUGCGCUUCAAGAUGAAGGCGUCCCUGGAGCGGGAGCCCGCCUGCUGGACGAAAGUGCUCGGAGAGGAUGUAUUCACCUACCUCGUCGGGAAAACUCCGGCCCCGUUAUUUCUCCUCUCUAUGCAAAACAUCCUGCGGCUGCUGCCCCCGGACAGGUUCCCGCAGAGCCUGCAGGAGCUGCCCAUACCGAACGCACUGAAGCCCAUCCCCGCCUCUUACAAAAAGCGAGGCCGCUACUAAUGCGCUGUGAGCUGAGGAUCAAGACGGUUUUAAAAAAAAACAAAACAGUUAUUUAUUACAGUCUUGGCAUGGUGACUGGCGUUGUGUUUGCGGAGCAUGAAUGAAUAUUUGUCUUUUUAUAGGAAAUCACAUUAAAAAACAAAAACGACUCAAAGAAGGCUGCCGACUAACCAACUCGCCGAUCGGAAAGUAUCGGUUGGUACUUUUAAAGCGUCUACAAACAUCAGGUCUACAAAAAGCAAUAUUGUUUUACAGUGUUGAGGGAUCAUUUCUAUUUAUUAAGACUGCGAUUUGCUGAGGGGCCUUAGCCUUUGGCAUUGUCCUGGUGCAGCUAAAUCUUUUUGACACAAAUAUCUAAUGCAAGCAUGAUACAUUUAUUUUGUUAUAUGUUAUCAAUUCAAUAGUGACUAUGAAAUAUAUAUAAGGAAAUAACGUAAUCAAUUCUUGACUAUAUUCAGGAGAAUAUACAGUACAUCCAAUCGUGUUGAUUACUGACCUGUCUGCGCAGGGUUGCACCUUUGUGGCAGUAUUUAAUAUCAAUUUUGUAAACAUUUCCAUUUUCUAACAUAUUUUGAAUAUUUA